GUUUCGACGUAUAUUUAAACAGUUCUCGUCGAGGUUCUGCGUGAUUAACAAUGUCGAGAGAGUUUUAAACGAAAUCAAAGCAUACUUAAACUUUCUUCUUGAAUGUAUCGACGAUUUUGAAAAUGAUUUAAGUAGUUUUUGAAUUAUUUUAAAGACAAAUUUGAGUGUAUUUCAAGCCGAAUAGUUGUGGUUUAAAAAUGUUAUUGCUGUGGUUGUUGUUAAUUAAAUAUGUGAUUUCGGUAGAAAGUAUGCAUUUAAAUUUAUACGAAAGUCCGUGCCCGGAAAUUUUCGAGUACUUCCAAGAUAAUCGCGGUGAAUUAUCUGGAAAAAUUUUGGUUAGAAGUACUAACGAACCGGAAAUAACGUUAAAAGUCGAGUUGAGUGUUGGAAACUCGGUUCAAGGAUACAAUGGCAAAAUCAUCUUGGAUUAUUCAAAAGAAAAAAUAAUAAAUGAUAUUUUAAGUUCGAGACCAUUACUUUACAAAGUGGAAUUUCCAGUUUGGAGACGAUUUCCACCGAGAAUAACGAAGAUUUUAUUAAAUGGACGUUUAAUUUGUUCGGGACAACCUUUAAAUAUUAAGGCUGUUCCUGUUUUAACAACAAUCACACUCCAACACGUACUAAAAAUCAACGUGACGUCUGGUUUAUUUCCACUUAACCCCUCGGUUGUAUCGUCGCCAACAUCAAAUAAUUUCGAUUUUUAUAAUAAUCCGGGUGGAAAUCCACAAUUUGUUACAGAAAAUGUUGAUAACUCGCCGCGAAUUGAUUACUUUAAUGAAAAUGGCCCGAAAAAAGACUAUCCAAAUAAUCCAUUCUUCUAUUUAACAACAACUAGUACAAAUGGUUACGCCGAUCAAAAUCCACCCAAAGAUUUAAAUUUGAAUCAAAUUAUUACGUUUACGGCACCGACCACUACCGAAAUUCCUCAAAGAAGCACUGAAAAUAAUAAUAAUAAUAAUAAUUUUAACGUCGAUAUACGAACAGAUGACAUCGCGGAUGUUUGCGGAAAAUCUUUGGCGACGAAUUAUUUAAUUUCUUAUGGACAUCCAAUCGAAAGAGGACAUCAUCCGUGGUUAGCUGCUUUAUAUGUUAUUCAAAAUCUUGGAUUAGUUUUUAUUUGUGGUGGAAAUUUGAUUUCAAACAAACACGUUUUAACAGCCGCCCAUUGUCUUCGUAGAAACGGCAGAAAUAUUCGAACGGAUGACCUCUUGGUAAUAUUGGGUAAACACAACAUCCAACAAUGGGUCGAUAAUGAAUCUUUAAUGGUCUACGCCGAACAGAUAACCAUUCAUAAAGAUUACAGAGAGCUUUUUGCCGAUGCCGAUAUUGGAAUGAUAACAUUAACCAAAAAAAUCGAAUUUAAAACUUUUAUAAGACCGAUUUGUUUAUGGAGCGAAGAAAGUAAUUUAAAUCGAAUUGUUGGUCAAAUGGGUAUCGUUGCUGGUUGGGGGAAAGAUGAAAACGGUGUUCAAACCUCGGCUGAGGCUAAACAAGUCGUUUUACCUAUUGUUGAUUCCGAGGUGUGCCGAAAAAGUCAAGAAACUUUACAAGAAGUUGUAACGGAAAGAACGUUUUGUGCAGGUUUCCGAAAUGGAUCAGGUCCUUGUAACGGUGACAGCGGUGGAGGUUUCAUAAUGCAAAGAGGUGGACGAUGGACUUUAAGAGGAUUAGUUUCCUUAUCACUGUUUGAUACGUCAAAAGUAUGCGAUCUAAGCCAAUAUUUAGUGUUUACGGAUGUUAGCCAAUUUACCGACUGGAUAAAAUCAUUUUUAAAAUAAAUGUGAUAUUUUUUUAUUUAUUUUUGAAAA
Onthophagus taurus is the source of this 1808-nucleotide messenger RNA. RefSeq names its product serine protease gd-like. Gene Ontology annotation, molecular function: serine-type endopeptidase activity. Gene Ontology annotation, biological process: proteolysis. The record is from RefSeq and is a predicted model, not a curated record. NCBI's taxonomy places the organism in Eukaryota, Metazoa, Arthropoda, Insecta, Coleoptera, Scarabaeidae.